GCGCGGUGAUGCUCGUGACGUGGCCGCGUGGCUGCGCGGCUGCGCUCGCUCUCCGGAUGUUUUCACUGCGGGCGGUAGUGAUCCCUUCCACGGUCCUUGACAGCUACCCACCCACCGACCCACACGCACGUACACACACACAGACACACACUCGCGCUCAAAGAGAGAGAGAGAGAGUGAGAGAGAGAGAGACAGAGAGAGAGAGAGAGAGAGAGAGAGAGAGAGAGAGAGAGAGAGCCGGCACCCGGCGGCAGCAUCAUGGCGGAGCACGGCGGAUCUCCGCUCCAGGGACAGGCAGGGCACGGGCAGAGCUCGCAGCCGGCGCCCUGCACCACCAGCUGGCCCAUCAGCAGAGAGGCGUACGAGCUGCAGGAGGCAGCGGGGCCACGGCCGUGGUGCAGGCCGCGCUGUGCAAACCCCGGCAAGAGCGCGUGGCCAUCAAGAGGAUCAACCUGGAGAAGUGUCAGACCAGCAUGGACGAGCUGCUGAAAGAGAUUCAAGCAAUGAGCCAAUGCAAUCACCCCAACAUAGUCACGUAUUACACCUCUUUUGUGGUAAAAGACGAACUUUGGCUGGUGAUGAAACUUCUUAGCGGAGGGUCAAUGCUGGACAUGAUAAAGCACACGAUCAGCCGAGGCGAGCACAAGAGCGGUGUCCUCGAAGAACCCAUCAUAGCGACUAUUUUAAAGGAGGUCUUGGAGGGCUUGGACUACCUGCACAGGAACGGACAGAUUCACAGGGAUGUGAAAGCUGGGAACAUCCUGCUGGGAGAAGAUGGAUCCGUGCAGAUAGCAGAUUUCGGCGUCAGUGCGUUCCUGUCCACCGGUGGUGAUGUCACCAGGAACAAAGUGCGCAAGACUUUUGUGGGGACUCCGUGUUGGAUGGCUCCCGAGGUGAUGGAACAGGUACGAGGCUAUGACUUCAAAGCUGACAUUUGGAGUUUUGGGAUCACAGCUAUUGAGCUGGCCACGGGCUCAGCGCCGUAUCACAGAUACCCACCGAUGAAGGUGCUGAUGCUGACCUUGCAGAACGACCCCCCCACGCUAGAGACGGGAGUGGAGGACAAGGAGAUGGUGAAGAAGUAUGGGAAGUCCUUUAGGAAACUCAUCUCGCUGUGUCUUCAGAAGGACCCCACUAAAAGGCCAACGGCAGCAGAACUUCUCAAGUGUAAAUUUUUCCAGAAGGCCAAGAACAGGGAGUAUCUGAUCGAGAAGCUGCUGCAGAAGGCGCCGAACAUCACCCAGCGAGCCAAGCGGGUGAGGAGGGUCCCGGGUUCGAGCGGGCACCUGCACAAGACCGAGGACGGGGACUGGGAGUGGAGCGAUGACGAGAUGGACGAGAAGAGCGAGGAGGGCAAGGCCGCCGCCACCCAGGGCAGGUCACGGAGGGUCAGAGACCACAGCAAAGAUAAUGAAGUGAACGCCAACAGCGUGCCCAUCGGAGGCCUGUCCAUUCAGCAUCCCCAGGUCCAGCCCUUCGAACACACAGCGCACGGUCAAGGUCAAAGUGCUGUGAACAUGGUCCUGCGGCUAAGGAAUGCAAGGAAGGAGCUGAAUGACAUACGGUUUGAAUUUACUCCAGGUCGAGACACAGCAGACGGCGUCUCCCAGGAGCUCUUCUCCGCAGGACUCGUCCAAGGACACGACGUUGUUAUUGUUGCUGCUAACCUUCAGAAGAUUGUGGACGAUCCAGUUACCUACAAAGUGUUGACCUUUAAGCUGGCUUCAGGAUGCGAUGGUACGGACAUCCCUGAUGAGGUGAAGCUCGUGGGGUUCGCCCAGCUCAGUGUCAGCUGAUGCCCCCUCCUGCUUACCGUGCUCUCACCUGGUCUUACCCGGUUCCCACCUGGUUCAGGCCAGCACAGAGGAGCAGCUGGAGUGUAGCCCACAGACUGAGCACAAAGUGGGAGAUGGGAGAGAAGCACCUUGAACCCCACAAUCCUUCAACAACCACCACCCACCCACCCACCCCGCUUAUUCUGCACAUGACCGGACCAACGCCUGCCUAGCUGUGCACUACGCUGCAGCAGCCUUCUGCUAGCCUCCACAGGCCCAAUACCACAGUAAAGCUGUUGUGCCGCACAGGGCCUUGUGCUGCUCCUUUUACUGCCUCAUCGAGUCCCCCCACCAAGUCCCAGUCAAACCCGGAUACUAAAGAGGAACCUAGAAAAGGUACUCAGGGGGUUGUAUUUGUUUAAAUAGCUUAGGACUUGAUUUGUAACACCUUACCUCUGCUUUCAGCGUAGCUCUCGCCGUUAAUUAUUGAACUGAGGCUGCCGUUUACGUUCCUCACACUGAAAGCGUUUGCUUCUUAGGGAGACUGUGCGAUCAACCGUGAGCGUGACUGGUUUAGACUGUACACCGUGUUCUGAAUGUAAAAAGUGUUGUAUGUAUUUACGUCAACAUAUAUUCACCAUUGCAGUACAGUGAUUGUGGUCAUUAGGUUGAUGCGGCGUACUCUAGAGGUACUCCGAGGAAGGCAACGCAGGCGGCUCAGGGUAAGGGCAACUCGGGCUGCCGCCGAGCGCCGGUCUCUACCUUCCCAGAAAAGAGUGUUAAUGCUUCGCAAAAUGCUGGAGGUGCCUUGUUCCUUAAACGUGCCUGGGAGUGUAAGUAGCAAGCGGUGGAUGGAAGUGCGAAAGGUCAAACCGCGGUGCACUCGCCACGCCACGGCCCUGGCAUUUUUACAUGUAAAUUAUCGCAGGUGCCAUGGGAAAGGAAGAAAAAAAAAAAAAAAAAAAAGAGUUUUUUUCACCCUAGUGACAAAAAAAAUGUUUUAGGCAGAGUAUUUGCACCUGAGAAAGCAGAACUGAACUCUAGGAACUAAUAUAAAUUCUAAUUAGAGUCUGACUUGUUUGCCUCGUCAUCGCGGAUAAGGGCCGGGAGAGGUUGUUUUCCCCUGACACAACGCCACUUCAUCGGGUGCACAGAAACCACAAAUGUCGCUGAUAAGGUCUUGAAAUCCAAGCUUUGUGUUUCGUCUAAUUGCUCAGCCAAAAUGCACAUUGACUCCUGAAAUUAAUUUGUCUCAAACGGAUUGUGUCGCGAUGCAUCUGCAAAUUAAACCAAAUGCCAACUUCUGGAUGGAUGAACGAAGCCUGUCUCCCGACAUGUACGCUAUGAAUUAUUUUCAACUGAUUGAACUGAAGAGUCAUUAACUGUCGUAAAGCCCGUGUUCUGUGUACAGGACCUGUGUAGAGGCACACCCUUUCCGCAUAUUAACCCUGUCCCAUUUCCGUACGCGGCUCAUUAAGAAUGUCUACAGAAGAGCAACAAAUAAAGAA
Scleropages formosus (Asian bonytongue) is the source of this 3283-nucleotide messenger RNA. It is a transcript of the gene stk39, whose product is annotated as serine threonine kinase 39. Gene Ontology annotation, cellular component: cytosol; cytoplasm. The coding region runs from base 9 to 1796 and encodes 595 amino acids. The transcript is spliced from 18 exons. Gene Ontology annotation, molecular function: protein serine/threonine kinase activity; ATP binding. Gene Ontology annotation, biological process: positive regulation of T cell chemotaxis; intracellular signal transduction; negative regulation of potassium ion transmembrane transporter activity. Lineage: Eukaryota; Metazoa; Chordata; Actinopteri; Osteoglossiformes; Osteoglossidae. The record is from RefSeq and is a predicted model, not a curated record.